Messenger RNA from Racocetra persica, 234 nucleotides. The record is from the annotation of a GenBank genome assembly. NCBI's taxonomy places the organism in Eukaryota, Fungi, Glomeromycota, Glomeromycetes, Diversisporales, Gigasporaceae.
AUGGAAACUAUAUUAAAAAAUCGGUUUUUAAAAGAGUAUGAUUUCAGUUACUUUAUCAAUAAGCAGAAAAUCGGCGAAGGAGCGUUUGGAAUCGUAUUUAAGUCAGAAUGGAGCAUUGGAGACCUUGUUGCUUUAAAACGUCUGAAAACCAAUGCUAAUUCAAAAUAUGAAGAGGCUUUUAUUAAUGAGUCUAUCCCUAGUCUGAAGUUGCCAGUUGCAACUUCAAGUAUUUAA